Messenger RNA from Paramormyrops kingsleyae, 1940 nucleotides. RefSeq names its product transmembrane protein 263 (gene tmem263). The record is from RefSeq and is a predicted model, not a curated record. Lineage: Eukaryota; Metazoa; Chordata; Actinopteri; Osteoglossiformes; Mormyridae.
CCGGAUCGCCUUGAGCCUGUUUAGCGCAAUUUUUUUAACGUCACUUCCUGUCCCGAAGCAUAGGCUGCUGUCUAUGGAGCGCCACGUAUGCGGCAGGAAAGUCAAUCGCACUUAGGAGAGGGAAAGUUUUGCUGUUUGCGUGAGAGAGUUAUACCGAGCGCAAACCGCCGUCUAAAUGGUUUUAUUUAACGUCGUAAUAUUUUUGAAAGGGGUUUUAGGAAAGUAGGCAGUCCAGUUUGAAAUAGUGCCUUCAUAGACGUGUAAAGAAAGAAGUUUGGGAGAAGAUGAGUCGGGCAGACGACGGGCAAGACGAAGUGCCUCUGUACCUUCAAGAUAAACCUCCUGAAGAUACUAAUAAGGACCAACCCGGCAUGUUCUCCAGGGUGGCAGGCGGCCUCUUCAGCGUCACCAAGGGUGCUGUGGGGGCCACGGUGGGCGGGGUCACCUGGAUCGGGGGCAAGAGUCUGGGUAUAACCAAGACGGCUGUCACCUCCGUGGUUGCAGUGCCAGCCGCAGGGGUAGGGCUGGUGAAGGGGGGUGUGUGUGCAGUGGCGGGUGGGGUUUCUGCUGUGGGCUCUAUGGUCGUGAGCAAGGUUCCACUGGGGGGCGCCAAGAAAAAGGACAAGUCCGACUGAGCCAUUCAGCCUGGGAGGGGUGGGGUGGGGGGACUUCUCCUGGCUGGUUGCUCUUUGUGAGUUUUAAUGCACAGCAGUGAGUGGACGGCUAUUGGAAAACAGUGUCGCCGGAGGCAGUCUGCCUCUCUGGACCUCCAUUUCUCCUCUGGGUCAGCUGCCUCGUAUCUCACUGACUUCUGGUUUGUGUUUUGUCACCAGUUGGGGCUCCAGUCAGAGCACCAGCAUGAUGCUGCAAGGGAAGUUCAGUACGGACAGAUUUCCAGCUAGCAUUUCAAGCGAUUUAUAUGUGGGAGUUAUUUUUUAGUGGCUGGAAAGGAGGAAAGGGCUGUUUUUGGUGAGAUAGGAAUUAUCACCCUUACACUUAGUGUGUCUUCCAGUUGUCUGUUGGCUGUAAUGCUGAUGGACAUGUGAUUGGUUGGCACUGAGCAUGAUUUGUUGCUGGGGCGGGGCAGAGGGGAACGAAGAAUUCGGGACUCGACAAUCUAAUGCCAAUCCCUGAAGACUGAUGUCUCCAUGGACCCAGUCAAUGUGUUUAUGCCUUACCAGUUUAGGACAAAACUGAUUACCCUGCAAGACCAAGAAAUGUAUAAGAUUAAACAGCAUUUCUAUCUUGUUCUGUUAAAUGUGUUGUGAUGAAAGUGAAUGACAGAUCCGCCCAUUGCCUUGAGUGCCAAACUGUGAUAAACUGAACAGCCGAAAUGAACCUAUUGUAUUUUUCAACACUGUUAUGAAAUUCAGGUGUAAGGUUGUGACUUGACACUAUAUACGAGUGUUUGCGUGCUCUCACGUGUGGAAUUUAGAUUUUAUUUGAGGUUUUCCCCACUUCGUAUUUACUCAUGUCGCAACAUUGAUUUUAUUCAUGAAUUUGAUGCAUAUGAUCCAUGAGGAAUCGUUCUCUGGGGGGAUCCAUCACAAGAGGACGAUGUCUUGAAUAAUAUUCCGUUUUCCUCGGUGUCUCAGUGCUUCUCAUCUCAGCAUGACUUCUUUCCUCAUACAGCAAAGAGAUUGUUAAAGACUUGGGGGUUUGUUUUGCUCUCCGAGAGGAUUUAACCUCUGGCUCAUUGUCCCCCAAUGAGAAAUUAUUAGAUGCAAACAAAAUGAUCUCUCCUGCUGAUAUUUUUAUUCCUUUGUUUCUUGUUUUGUGUGCCAUUGUUGCUGCCAUGUUAAAAUACAGUAUUCUAUGUUUAAUAUCAAGUAAAUGUUUCAUAGUGUGACUGUUAUAUCCUAUUAGUUUUUUCCCCCUAUUGGUAUAAUAAACAUUUCUUGUCAUUGAUUCCAGUAAAGGUCUGCUUGAUAAUCAUGUGA